Molecule: messenger RNA, 597 nt
Organism: Racocetra fulgida
Lineage: Eukaryota; Fungi; Glomeromycota; Glomeromycetes; Diversisporales; Gigasporaceae
Source: the annotation of a GenBank genome assembly
AUGGAUGAACCACAGAAAAUACUUGAAGUAUCUAUUCUUCUCGCAGGUACACCGAUACCAAAAGUGAUCGAGAAUUUUGGACAUUAUGGUGAACAAAUUUCAACACUCCUACAAAAUGCUAUUCAUAGUAGCAAGCAGAAACUAUCGCUGAGAAUCCGUAAUUAUGAUGUAGUAAAUAUGGAAUUUCCCGAAGAGAAAGACUUACUUGAAACGAAUGGUAUCAUAAUUACUGGUUCUGCCUCAUCAGCGUAUGAAGAUGUUCCAUGGAUUAAUCGUCUCGUUGAUUUUACGAAACUUGUUAUCGACAAACAUCAACAUAUUAAAUUAAUUGGUGUUUGUUUUGGUCACCAAAUUGUAGCCAGGGCCGUAGGGUUUACUCCAAAAUCUCCAAUUCAAGGAAUGAUAAAGGGCAAUCAAAUUUUAACAGUUCAAGGUCACCCUGAAUUUGUUAGUGGAGUGGUAAAAUUAAUGACUUAUGAUCGAUUAGAUAAAGGAAUUUUUGCUCCAGAAUUUGCACAUACUGCGUUGGAGGCUGCUGAUGAUAAGGAUGAUGGCUUAUUGAUUGGACAAAGAUUUAUUGAAUUUAUGACUGGUUAA